This is a messenger RNA of Belonocnema kinseyi, 3917 nucleotides long. It is a transcript of the gene Atf6, whose product is annotated as cyclic AMP-dependent transcription factor ATF-6 alpha. Gene Ontology annotation, biological process: regulation of transcription by RNA polymerase II; endoplasmic reticulum unfolded protein response. Gene Ontology annotation, molecular function: RNA polymerase II cis-regulatory region sequence-specific DNA binding; DNA-binding transcription factor activity, RNA polymerase II-specific. Gene Ontology annotation, cellular component: nucleus. Lineage: Eukaryota; Metazoa; Arthropoda; Insecta; Hymenoptera; Cynipidae. The coding region runs from base 726 to 3128 and encodes 800 amino acids. The transcript has 8 exons. The record is from RefSeq and is a predicted model, not a curated record.
CAAAAGCCGGUUCCCCAUGUUUAACCAAUUUUAUUUUAAUUUUCAAAUUAUUACGUGAAAAUCUCUUUCCUAAAGAGAGUUAGUUGACUUGUUCUACUUUCGGCAAUACAAUUUGCAUAGUUAUCAAAACUAGAACAACAGACACCUGCAGAAUGUUCACAAGUGUUUUCUACCCUUUCCGGAAACAGGAAAUAUUUUGACACGCACUGUGCCCACAAUUAAAAAAGUUUUCAAAGACAAAAAUAUACUUAUUUGACGACUCUUCACACAUGAGGACAUUUGGAUAUGAACUGGGGCCGAAUUGCAGAUGAUAUUGUUGUGCAGAAUUGACUGGAUAUUUGUGAAACAGGGCGGGAAAUAAAACAAGAUUUAAUAAAUUAGAGCAAUUUACUCGAGACUGGUCUCGUUUUUUGGAACUAUUUACCUAAUUUAUUCAGAUGUAACUGAGCUAUUCUGAUAAGUGCCAAACAGAGACUGUUUACUUGGUACGUUUCGAAAUCUCCGUUUAUUCAGGUGAUGCGGGAUUUUUAAUGAAAAGAAGAGUCACGAUGUUUGUUCCCGUAUUUUUUUUUUUUUUUAGUAGUGAAAAACACGUGCAAGGAAUAAGAUGUGAUGUGCCAGAUUUAAUAUGUUAGAGACUUGUUUUUUAUUUCGUUGGAUUUUACCAGUUUUUGCAAGUUUGUGAAAGUGAGGAGUUUUCUACUAUCAGGAAGAGGGAUGACAAGAUGAAGGACAUGUCUGAUCAGUCUGAUCACUGUAUCCUUAAUAUGAUGGACUUUGAAAGUUGGCCUUUAGAUGAUGAGUUCCAGGAAGAUUUUAUUCAAGAUCUCAGUUCUAAAUUGGACAUCCCGCUUCUUUUGGGAGGCGAGGGAUCUCCGAUUUACGACGAAAGUCCUGAUGAUAUAAUGAAGAAUGCCACGGAAUCCCCUUCGUCAUACCACACAGAUGACUUGGACAUGAACUUUAUGCCCAUGGAUUUGGACGUUUUCCAAAAUAUUUGUUCCGAUGGCUUAGAUCCCCUCUCUUCAGAAUCUGAUUUCCUAAAUGAAAUCACAGAAGGCAUUAAAAUCGAAAAAAAUAUCAAAAUGGAGCCUCAAAGUCCAAGAUCUUCGUUACCUCUUUCUCCUAGCCCUAGUCACUCUGAGAGUAGUGGACUCGAAUGGCAUAAUGAUGCUUCUUCGACUACAUCUAGUGAUGGAAAGUUUAUGUUGGAAACGCCGCCGAUAUCUCCUCCUCAAAGUGAACCAACUUCCCCACCAAAGCUACUAAAUUCAGCCUCACUUCAGCAAAUAAAAUUAUAUCCUGUUAAUGCGGAAGAAAACUCAGCCGCCAAAUUUGUUCUCUCAAAGGGAUGCACGGCAAAGCGAGUUUGCAUUCAACCCAGAAUCAACAAAACCUCAGCCAAAGGUGGAGAACAACCACGAAAAACGAUAAUUCUCAGCGCCCAGGACUUUGCAGCCCUCUCACAAAAAGUCAAGCAAAACGGCACACCACAAUUGAAAAUACAAACCUUGCCGAUUAACAGGACAGUGAAGGUUCAAAAUCAGUUGAAUAUUCUGCCGACGCAGCAUGCGAAGGUGGAAAAGGGCACAUCAACCGCCUUUGCUCAAACAAAUCAACUAAAACUCAUCAACUCCAUUCCAAAAGUACAAAUUCCGAGUGCAAAUACGAUAGCGACGCCGAUUGUCGUGCCAAAAGAGCCGCCACCGGCGGCCUGCACUCCCUUAGUUUUAAAAGACAAUCCAAACUGUACACCAAUAGUUAUUAAGAAUGAAAUUUCGGAAUAUAUCAACCUUUCUGGUAGACAAGAGAGUGAAAUUAAAGCAUUGAAGAGACAACAGAGAAUGAUCAAGAAUCGAGAGUCUGCUUGUCUUUCGAGGAAAAAGAAAAAGGAGUAUGUUACUGCACUUGAAAACCAGAUUUCUGAUCUUCAAGAGCGAAAUCAACAACUUCAAGCUGAAAAUGCAGCUUUAAAACAGAGAUUGAGUGAAGUAGAAGAAUUAAAUGGAGGAAGGAGUAGGGGGAGAAAUGUGAACCUUGGUGCAAAUAGGAAAAACACCGUUAUGCUUCUUGCAGUUCUGUGCAUGGUUUCUUUUAACUUUAGCAAUUUUGGUGUUUUUCAAACGAAACCAAAAAUAGAAUCAAUGUCAGCCCACAUGCCUUUGCCAAAUGUGAGGCGCACGAGGUCCUUACUUUGGACAGAGCCUGAUCCUGAAGAUACAAAUUCUUCGACAGAGAGUUUCAAUGAAACGAUGCAUCAUCCGAUGUGUCCAAUGUUCAUAAAUCAAACCGAGUCGAUACGCUUGGACUACGAACUUCGACGCUGGAUUGGCGGCAAUUCGGACGAAGAUAAUUGGACGAAACCGACAAAAACCGAAUUGGAGGUGAAAUCAUUGGGCGAAUUUUUAUUAUCAAAGCCCUCUUUCGUUCAGAAAAAAAUUAUGGACAGGCUCAAGCCACCAACGAAAAAGAAACUCGAGCCCAGACAACGGUCGACUAAUGUCCCAUCGCAAAAUAACAAUGCUGUCGAAGUCUUUUCACCGACUCUCAAAGAUCAUGCUGAACUUUUUGACGCUCUCAGGAGGAAAGACGACACAUUUUAUGUUGUUUGGUUCAGUGGAGAGCAUUUAUUACUUCCGGCUUCGAGGCAGAAUAAUACUGUUAGGCCAAAAAUGUCACUUGUAUUCCCUGCACUUCCGGUUAAUGAAACGCUUUCUGCUCCGCCGAAUCACGUAACAAUGAUGCAAAUCGACUGCGAAGUGACAAACACUCAGUUGCUCCAUCUGAAAAAUUCCGUGAUUCCCGAGCAUUUGAGAAAUCAGCGAAAACCAAGCAGAUCGGCAAAAGCUCGGGGCGAAAAUUACAAACCCUAUUUUCUCAAGGAAAAUGACACUCGACCUUUCAAUCAAAAGAAUUUCGAGGAGCCUUACAUUCUCCGCGGAAAAGGGGAUUUCAUCCAGAAGGAAACUCCCUACAUUAUGAAAGAUAAAUUCGAUUCCGGAUUUGAUUUAGACGACGAGAAAUAUGACCCGUACAAUGUUGAAUCGAAAAGUGUUCUCAAAAGUGAACAGUUGGUCUCUGGUGGAGACAAUUUUUAUGAAGAUAAAUCGAAGGAGAGAAGUCCGUAGGAAAAUUUUUUAUUGUGAAAAAGUAUUUUUUACUGCCAAACAGAAUGCAGCCGGCUGUGUAGAAAAUAAUAAAUGAAGAAGAAAAAAAGAGCCUAACAAGCUAUGCAUAAUAAUAUAACAAUAAAAAAUAUAUUGUACAUUGAUAAUAGGGAUCUGAAGAUGUGGAAUUUCGCCCGUUUUUCCGGGCACAGACUGAACGAAGAAAAGUGGCACACAUGGUAUUUUUCGAAUUAAUAUUAUCGGUUUAUUUAUAUUUGAGAAACACUAUUGCCCUCUUUUUUUGCACAAUCCAGCGAAAAAAGAGAAGAAGAAAAAAAAAUGGAUAAAAACUCCUUGAGGGAGUUUUUAGGGAAUUUGCAUUUAUUUUAGGUCAAGUCUUUCUUCCGGGAAAGUAAAAUGCACAGAAUUAAAGACACUAUUGUGUCUUCGAAAUCUAGUUUAACCGAACCACAAAUAAUGUGCAAUUUGAACCACUGAAAAGAUUUUUAUUCUCGAUUAUAUUUAAUGAUUAAGUGUAGUCGUUGACGAUAAGUUGUUGGUUCUAAUUUUUAAAGAAAUGAUAAAUAAUUGUAAGAUAUUUUAAAAAGUAAUUCCUAUGAGUGAGUUAUUAUUUAGGAAAAUGUUUUAUUUUAAUAAUAAGCGUACAAGUUUAAGUAAUUGUGUAUACACGAAUUUUAUGUAUUUUGUUUUAUAAGUAGGUAUUUCACUAUGUGUGUGACAAUUUUUCUGUAUAGACGUUUUAACGCUAGAUUUGUAAUUCACGGACAUAAUAAAUGUUUACAUGAAAGC